Penicillium atrosanguineum is the source of this 1689-nucleotide messenger RNA. RefSeq names its product sexual development activator VeA (gene veA). Bases 1 to 1689 code for a protein of 562 amino acids. The record is from RefSeq and is a predicted model, not a curated record. The transcript has 2 exons. Lineage: Eukaryota; Fungi; Ascomycota; Eurotiomycetes; Eurotiales; Aspergillaceae.
AUGGCAUCCCGACCUCCUAUGAUGCCGCCUCAUAAUGAGACGGAGCACUCCGUCAGUCGCAUUACGCGCGAGGGCAAGCAGAUCACCUACAAGUUGAGUGUGAUGCAACAGCCCGAGCGUGCCAGAGCUUGCGGUGCUGGAGCCAAGUCGUCUGCCGAUCGUCGCCCGGUUGACCCUCCGCCCGUCGUCGAGUUGCGAAUCUUCGAAUCGGAUCCCAAUAACGAAGCACAGAAAACCGACAUCACCUUCGCUUACAACGCCAAUUUCUUCCUCUAUGCAACCUUGGAUACUGCGCGCCCUAUCGCUCACGGGCGGGUGGCUGGACCGCCGUCGUGCCCUGUAUUAACAGGUGUACCCGUCGCCGGCGUGGCAUAUCUUGACCGGCCGUCGCAAGCAGGUUACUUCAUCUUCCCAGAUCUGUCUGUGCGCCACGAGGGUCGAUAUCGCUUGAGUUUCCACCUAUACGAAGAGAUCAAGGAUGCCAAGGAUGCCGACAAGAACUCGACUUUGCCCAAUCCCAACCAAAUAACACACCCGACCUCGUCCAAGCCUGGAUCCCCGCAGGCAUUCCUUCACUUCCGUCUCGAGGUGAAAUCCGUGCCCUUCACCGUAUACAGCGCGAAGAAGUUCCCCGGUCUGGCCACGAGCACUUCCCUGAGUCGCAUCAUCGCCGAGCAGGGUUGCCGUGUUCGCAUUCGUCGCGAUGUUCGGAUGAGACGUCGGGGCGAGAAGCGUGAGGAGGAUUACGACUACGACGAGGAGAGAGCGGCUGUGUACGCACGUUCCGAUCGGUACUCAACACCAGAUCGCUAUGCGGCAGCCACAGUGGAGCGCCCCCGUUCGAAUAGCAAUGGAAGCACGAUGCAGUCACCAUAUGGGUUCCCACCCGAGAUUCAAAGGCGGCCUUCUGCACCAGACUACGGAUUCCAGUGCCCACCACAGCCCUACGAACGGUCGAUGCCACCUGCCCCUAUGGCGCACGCUCAAACGCCCUCCUAUCAAUCCCACCUGUCUUUUGGCUCAACACCUGCUCAUUACCCUUCCGCCCACAUGCCCCCCACACCACCACCGGUUGCACCGCCCGGCAUGUACUCGCCUCAUACCACCUAUGCCAACAUUCGACACCCAUCAGCCGUCUCGGAAUACGAAGGAACACCUGCUGGAUAUCCUAUGGCACCACCGAUGGCAGACCGAGCCGGUGGUUACCCGAAGAAUCCUAUGGCUUCUUAUCGUAUGGAAGCGCCCAAAUUACAAUCAUACAUGGACCCUCGUAUCCCCCCCGAUCCUUCCCCAUAUCAGCAGAUGCCGCCGAGUAUGCUUCCUCGAGCAGAGCCACCAGCGUUACCUCACUCUCUACCGCCCCUCAAGGGUCUCCCCAACGAAUAUGUGCAACCGACUAUCGAGCCAGGGUCUCCGACCGGAUACGAUUCUGUUUCUGGCAAACGGAUGCUGUAUCAAACCGGAACCACCGCCGUUGGCAAGCGAUCCCACGAGGAUUCAUUUGGUCUUGAUGAGCGCUCGAUGCAGAACGGCAUGCGUCCUGAUGUCCCGACGUACAACAGUGCCUACCGCGAUUUCUCUUCCGAGAGCCGUGCUGCCCUGAUGGCCGAGCUUGGUGGUGGCUUUGAAAUGGCAUACAAGCGUGCGAAUGGACGGAUGGUCAUGAAAGUCCCUCCAGGCAAGCAAUAG